AUGAAGAGAAACGGACAAAAGAGUCAAAAUAAGCACCGAUUGGUCAAGACCGUGAUCGACAGCCGUUUUGCCGAUGCGCUUAAAGACGAACGAUUUCAGAACAAAGCUAAGGUUGACAAAUAUGGAAGAGUUCUCCCAAAGAAAAGUGCAAUUGCUGAAGAGAUGGAGGAAAUGUAUGAGAUCGAGGAAGCUUCGUCAAAUAAAGACAAUAAGAAAAUAGCGAAGAGGAAACAACAAAGAAAAGGGAAAGACGACAAAAGCAUCGUUGAAGAAGAGGUUGAUGUGAAAGUCGAAAGUGAAAGUGAUGACGAUGAGGAGGAGGACCGCGAAUUCAAGCUUGAUUUGGCGAGAGGACACGCGGAGAUGCUUUCUUCAUCGGGCGACAGCAGUGAUUCGGAAGUGGAGGAAGUUGUCGAAGGAGAUGAAAAUGAGGAAUGGGUUGAAUUGGACAGAGAUGCUCCUCGUGUUGAAUGGUCAUCAUAUCGUCUUGCAAUUUGUAAUCUCGACUGGGAUCAUCUCAAUUCGGAAGAUUUAUUCAUCCUUUGCCAAUCUUUUAUAAAGGGCGGUGGCGAAGUGAAAAGUCUGACGAUAUACCUCUCGGACUUUGGAAAAGAACGAAUGGAAGAAGAAGAGAAAGCCGGACCUUCAUUUAUGGUUGAUGAGGACGAUGAAGAAAGAGAUGAUCGAUGGCACGGGGAAAUGAAAAAAAAGAAAGCCAAUAUAGCUGUUCGUCAAUAUGAGAUCGACCGUCUCCGUUAUUACUACGCGGUCCUUGUUUGCGAUAGCCCAGAAACGGCAACGAUAAUCUACGAGCAAUGUGAUGGACAUGAAUUCGAGAACAGUGGAAUGAGGAUCGAUAUGAGGUUCAUUCCGGAUGAAAUGCAGUUUGAGGACGCUCGAGUUAAGGAAAGAAUCACUCGCUCACAAUUGAAACUCGACAACUAUCGGCCAAAGGGUUUUAUUAACAAGGCAACUUCUAUGUCAAACGCCGAAAUCACUUGGGAUGAAAACAAUCCAGAUCGAGUCCGUAAAAUGAAGAACGCCUUUGAAGAAGAGGAUAUGGAACGAGCCGGGAAUGGGUUGAUCGCUUCAUCAUCUGAUGAGGAAGAAGACAAAGGAGAUGAAGGGAAGAAUCGAGAUGAACGGAUUAACAUCCUCAUGCAAGCAGCUGGAUUGGAGCAACGAGACAAAGAUCUUGAGAUUGAAUGGGAACCACCAGAGGCUCACGAGAAUUCCGAUCAAAGUGAUCUCGAUGAAGAUGAAGAAAUGGGUAGAGAAAGUGAGGGGGAAUCUUUACCGUCGGAUGAGGAGUCUAAAACGAGCAAACAACCAGCUAAAAAGGUACAAAAAUGGAAAGCUUAUCAAGAUCGACGUCGUGAAUUGAGAAAAGAACGGAAACAAGCAAUUCGUGCGAGCAAAGAAAUGGAGAAAUCUCAGACAGAGGAACUACCAAAGAAAACGAAAAAAGCAAAGAAAAUGCCCAAAAUAACCGAAGAUGAUACAUCUCGAGUGGUUGCUGAUUCUCGUUUCUCGGCUCUCUUUACCGAUUCAGCAUUUGCCAUUGAAAAGUCAAGCAAGGAUCUUAAGGAUGGUUCUCUCAUCACAAAACAAGUGGAAGCGCGAAAAGCGAUGAUGUUGGAGGAAAACAGAAAGGCAAAGAGAAACGUUGAAGAAUCGAAUGCAGGAGAAAAGAGAUCUGAAGGACAACAACUCAUCGAAAAACUCAAAAGGAAAACGGCCGAAGGUGUUAAGAAAAAACUUCCCACAUUG
Mesorhabditis belari is the source of this 1770-nucleotide messenger RNA. The record is from the annotation of a GenBank genome assembly. NCBI's taxonomy places the organism in Eukaryota, Metazoa, Nematoda, Chromadorea, Rhabditida, Rhabditidae.